GCGGACUGCGGACUUCAUAAUGAGUUAUGGCUAUGACCUGCGCAUGAAUUUCAAUGCAACUUUGGAGUUUGUAAAGUGUUAACAAUGAAUAAAGUCUGUGCUAUUUUCAUUUUUCUCGUUUUUUUUCGCGUAACAUUAAGUGAAAGAGCGACGAGUAAUUGCAGAGCAAAGCAUUUGUUCGUGCAAAGAGACAAACCGCUUCGUGGCAGCUCAUUACCGUCUCGUGAAAUUUAUCUCUCGUCAAACGACAACGAAACAGGAAAAGAAUUACGUAAAGAAAGCUCGUUACAUCGUUCAAGGCGAUCCCUGAGCAGUAGUACGAAUCCUACCCAUACUGUGCAUGAAUUCCAUGAUUCUCAUAACCUGCUGAUCGUGCAAUGGAGCGGUAUUCAACAUAGUGACACUGUUGUAGUUGUCACACGAGACGGUGAUCAAAAAGCAAAAAGUACCAGCUACCUUUACGUUUCCAACAACUAUGGUGUAAGCUACCAGAAUAUGUCUCAUUUGUUUAAAUACACAAAGAAUGGCGUGAAAAAGCAGGGCCUCGUCAACACGUUUUACAGCAGUCCUGCAAAGCCGACCUGGUACAUCUUCACCGACACUAUUAACAAAGUGCUGUUCAUUUCGAAAGAUGACUGCAAAACGAUCACGCCGUCGAUGAUCUCUUUCACACCAUCAGAAAUAACUUUUCAUGACUCGAAAACCAAUGGUGUUGUCGCGUAUGAUCAAAGUACGAAAACGUUGUAUUAUUCGAAAAAUUUUGGAAAAACCUGGACUAUAAGGGAGAAGAAAGUCGUAUCAUAUUUCUGGGGAUUCAAAGAUGUUGAUUCUGAUGAUGUUAUUUACAUGGAAUUGGAUAAUGGGGACAACACGUCGAAGAUCGUCCGUGAUCGUUGGGACCAUAAAAGUAUUUUUACUCAUUCAAUUGUUGCAAACAACGUGUCGGACUUUGAAAUAAACGAUGUUUACAUGUUUUUUACCCGAAAGAGCGCAAAUGGUCUCGAUCUUUAUGUUGGAUAUCAUUAUAAAGACAUAAGCAAAGCCGAAUUUCCAAAUGAUAUGAGGAGAGAGGAUUAUAUGAUCGCUGAUGCAAGCGAGGGUCAGGUGUUUGUUGCUGUGAAUCAUAACAAAAACACUUCACAUCUUUAUAUAUCUGACGUGAAAGGCAAAGUUUACACGUUAUCAUUGGAACGAAUCCUCCUGUAUCUUCCUUAUUAUUAUACAAAUACUUGGCACAGGCUUUACAUGAAGGAGAGUUUUGUCGACCUGUAUAAAGUAGCUUCGAUGCGUGGAGUUUAUAUUGCAAGUCAACUGGAAUACGGGAAAAUUGGAACAAGGCCUAUCCACACGAAGAUAUCCUAUAACAAAGGCGGCUUCUGGCAUGAUGUCAAGGCUCCAGCGAAACACAGUAACGGUUCAAUGAUGAACUGCUUUAGAAAAGACGGUUGCUCACUUCAUCUGGCCACUCAUUUUGCUAAGGAACAUCCGGGAUAUUGGGCUCCUCCAAUCAAAUCGAGAAAAUCCGCUCCAGGUCUUAUUGUGUCCUCUGGCAACACUGGAAAGCGUUUUACCAUUAACGCAAAUGUUUAUUUGUCGAAUGACGCUGGCAAGUCUUGGCUUGAGGUUCUUCAAGGUAGAUGGUACUACAAUUUUGUCGAUCAUGGUGGAGUUGUCGUUGCUGUACGUCAGUGGUCACCUACAAAAGAGAUUUUGUAUAGCGUCGAUGAGGGUUUGACGUGGAAACGAUACAAUUUCACUAAACAACAUGUUCGAGUUUAUGGUUUGUUAACGGAGACAGGCGAGAGGACCACAGUAGUUACAAUUUUCGGAUCGUACAAAGGACGUCAUAAUUGGAUUGUUGUUCAAGUCAAUGUUUCAAAUGUACUAGGGAGGCCUUGCUCCAAGUCCGACUACGAGAUCUGGUCUCCUCACAAUCGUUACACUCGUAGUCUCUGUGUUCUCGGGCAGACCCUUAAGUACGAGCGACGAAAGCGAAAAUCAGUCUGUUUCAAUGGCUUAAAUUACGAUCGACCUGUCAACACUACCAAAUGCAAGUGUUCGUUUCACGAUUACGAAUGUGACUAUGGUUUCAAACCGAUGUUUGGUAGAUUUUUCUGUGUAGUGGACACUGAAUCAAGUUUUGAUCCGUACGCGGCCCCUAGACCGUGUCCUUUUGGCCAAAAAUACACCCAUACACGAGGAUACCGCAAGAUUGCUGGUAACAAAUGCGUUGUCGGCAGGCGGCAUUGGUAUCAACCCUACCAGGAUACGUGUCCAUUCAAUGUGGACAAAGCAUUCCUUCUUUAUGCUGAAAAAUCUUCCAUUCAAUAUAUGGACUUAGUGAACGAAACCAAGACCGCUUUGAUCACAGAUUUGUCUGGUGCCGUUGCUGUGGCCUACGACAUGAAGGAAAAAUAUAUUUACUGGGCAGAUAUGAAAGAACACAAGAUUAAAAAGCGAAGAUUUAAUGGCACUUCAAAAAAUGUGAUCGAUAUUGCUGGCAUAAAGCAAGUGGAAGGUCUUGAUUUUGACUGGACCACUGGAAAUCUGUAUUGGGUGGAUUCGGGAAAGAUAGUCAUCGAAGUAUGUCAAAAAGAUGGCCUUUUCAGAAAAACUGUGCAUUCCAAGGAUCUUAAAAAACCUCGUGCGCUUGCACUGGAUCCUGCAAAGGGAGACAUGUUUUGGUCUGAUUGGGGGGUUCCUGCUAAAAUUGAAAGGUCCGCGAUGGAUGGCUCGGGGAGAGAAAAAUUGGAUAUUCCCAAUCUUAAAUGGCCUAACGGUCUUGCAAUCGAUAUCUACCGACCCAGUAAGUCAAGAAUUCUGUAUUACACUGAUGCUAAAAAAGACAUCAUUGGUUCGUAUGAUUUAAUAAAAAAGAAACACAAGAUCCUUGCCCAAAGAACAAAUGCUUUGUGGAAAAAAAUACUCAUACACCCGUAUUCGAUCGCUGUUGAUGAUAAAUAUGUUUAUUGGGAUGACUGGCACACCGGAAUAGUCUACAAAGAGCAUAAAUCAUUCGCCGAAAAGGCGCAGGAAAUUAUCCAAAAAGUUCCUGGAUUCAGCAGCAAGAGCAGAUAUGAAAUCAAAGUCUAUUAUAAACGAAGUCAAGUUGACACAAGUACAUGUAGUGGAAAUUCAGAAUGCGAUCAACUCUGUCUACCAACGUCGAAUAAGGAUCAUGCCUGUGCUUGUAGCGAUAACAUGUUUUUGGAUAAGAACACCAAAAAGUGCCUGUGUCGUGGAAAAAUGAUCAAAUUAAAGAAUGGCACCUGCGUUCAUAAACCCAACGAUAAGUGUUUUGCUGGAGAAUUUGCCUGUGACAAUGGUCGUUGCAUAUCCAUGUUAAAUACUUGCGAUUGGGAGAAUGACUGCGGAGAUAACUCCGACGAAACUCUGCCUGAAUGCUUUAACAACACUAACUGUCCGAAUCAAUUUCAAUGUCGUUCUGAUCCAUCUUGCAUUCCUGUCGAGUACCUAUGUAAUGAUCGUUACGACUGCAAGGACGGGGAAGACGAAAAAGGCUGCAAAGAUCGACGCAGAUGUAGUGACCAGGAAUUCCGCUGCAAGAACGGAGAAUGUAUUGAGAAAAGACUCAGAUGUGAUGGCUACGAUGAUUGUGAUGAUGGCUCGGAUGAAACCGGUUGUGUUAAUAAAGAUCGACCAUGCCCAAACCCCAGUGAUUUCUUAUGCCUUGACAAGAGUGGAUGUAUUUUUGGAUCUCAUCGAUGUAAUGGAUACGCUAACUGCCAGGACAAUUCAGAUGAAAUAAAUUGUGUGACAAAGUGCAAUGUUUUGGCGUCAUUCAUGUGUGUUGACAGAAGCAGAUGUAUUUCCCUCAAAAAAAGGUGCGAUGGAGAGAAAGAUUGCGUUUACGAUGGAUCUGACGAAAUGGCAUGUCCUAGAGCAACAGAAACUUGGAACUUAACAAAUCAUUCGCUGGGUUUACGUUCUACUGGAACUCCGACAGGAAAUACGUCUGGAGUAGUAGUGAGGGAGCCUCGUUCUGGAAGAAAAGGUUCUAAAUCGAAUAAAAUUAUAAUUUGGGCUGUCCCGGUCGGUGUAGUGUUCUUUUUGUUGCUUGCUGCAUUGGGCUAUUUUGUCGUGAAGUCACGACGAUUACAUCGAAGCUUCUAUCGUCUUGUACGCAACGAUGACUUUGACCAAGGCAUUACCUAUCAUAAUACCGGUGAGGAGGAGGAUUCCCCCUUAAUCCAAGGCUUCUCCGAUGACGAUCCUUUGGUCGAAGCAUAACCAUCUAUCAAUGAACAUUUUAGAUGUAAAUUGUUUGUCCUUUUGCCAACGCAAUAGGCAUCUCGAUUAACUUGAUUUCAUGAGUGAUGAUUGUAUUACCGUUGAUCUAUGAGUAGAAAUAACGUGCACUGAUUGUUAUUUAAUAUUAGCAUGUAUAAUGUUGUAUAGCUAUCUUACAUCGUAAUUUGGGAUAACUUAACUGCGGGUAUUUUACCGCUCCUGACAUACGUCAUGUAUUUGCAAUUUAUUUUCACAGAAGCUGAUGUUAGCAUCGCUUUGAAGUAGUGAAUGUAACAUAAAAGUGCUGCUUCUUUAUGCAUUAAAAUCAUAAUUGCUGUCUAAGCUUGACAGUAGGAAUAGUUCUCAGUAAGAAUUUUACCACUUUAAUUUACUUUUAUAAACAUUUACAAUUGUAAAUUCGUACUAUAUUAAACAUUUCCAGAUUUGA
Molecule: messenger RNA, 4699 nt
Organism: Xenia sp. Carnegie-2017
Lineage: Eukaryota; Metazoa; Cnidaria; Anthozoa; Malacalcyonacea; Xeniidae
Product: sortilin-related receptor-like
Exons: 30
Coding region: 85-4251 (1388 amino acids)
Biological process (GO): post-Golgi vesicle-mediated transport
Cellular component (GO): Golgi apparatus; membrane
Molecular function (GO): protein binding
Source: RefSeq, a predicted model, not a curated record